Molecule: messenger RNA, 3452 nt
Organism: Homarus americanus (American lobster)
Lineage: Eukaryota; Metazoa; Arthropoda; Malacostraca; Decapoda; Nephropidae
Exons: 10
Coding region: 483-2963 (826 amino acids)
Biological process (GO): proteolysis; NLS-bearing protein import into nucleus
Cellular component (GO): nucleus
Molecular function (GO): cysteine-type endopeptidase activity; nuclear import signal receptor activity; protein binding
Source: RefSeq, a predicted model, not a curated record
CCACCGAGAUACACGUUAAAGCGUGUGUGAGGGAGUAUGGUGACGUCACAAUACUGCACACGUUGCAGCGCGUCGAUCACAGCCAGACUCGCCUCUCCCGCUCAACAGAUAUAAGACAAAACGCGCGCCUCGCUGCCUCAGUCUGAAGCCUUCCAAGGUGGCAUACUAGUCUGUAUCCGUGCCUCUAUAUGAGACAAACUCCGCAGCUAUAUCUGGAGAACACCCUCUCGUUUACAUUUUCGCUAUCAGUGGUAAGAGGUGUUGUGUAUGUGGUAAUAAAAUAGGCCACGAAACUACUGCUUACCUUCCACUAGUUCAUCUACUAACUUACUGCUGUACUAUUGUGUAAUGCAACAUUCAAGAUCAAAUCAAUAAACCCAUCAGCACAGUAUUUACUGUAGGUCAGCUGGUGUACAGCGACUGUGACAGGAGUGACCUUGAGCGACCAGUCAUCUGCCAGAGGAGUGAGUGUAGCUGACGCAAUGGCUCCCAACACUUCACAGGAGGCGCAUCAUACAUUUGAUGAGGUUAAACGGGUCACUAGCCUGAUGGUAGCAGCUCAAGACAACAGUGAUGAGGACCAGCUAAAGGUUACAAGACAACUAAGGAUCCUCUUGACAUCACCCUUCUAUUUACAGUACAUCAACCAUGUGCUCCAGACUCUGUCUCUGUCCCGAGUUGUUAGGCUCCUCGAUAAUGAUAACAACUGGGAACUGCAGAAUGAAGCAGCGUGGAUACUUUGCAACAUAGCAGCCGGCAACAGAUUACAUACCCAGGCUGUAGUAGAUGCUGGAGCUGUGCCCAUCCUUAUAAGACUCCUCAGUUCCCAGUCUACUGAGGUACUCAUUACGGCUGUCUGGGCCCUGGCCAAUGUUGCUGGAGGCUCCCCAGCCAAUGUGAACGUGAUACUGGCCGAGGACAUCUUCACACCUCUCUUACAGAAGAUUGAUAUGCGUCACCACACUUUGGGAAUAACAGUGUCAUGGUUUCUGAAGAACAUAUGUCAAGGAAAAGAUCCGGUUCCCGCCUUUAGUCAACUAGUACCAUGCCUGCCACUGAUCUGCCGCCUCAUCUUCCACACUGAUGAUCAAGUAGUAGACGACGCAUGCGAGGCCUUCGUUUGCUUCGGUGUUGCACACACACACAGGUUCUUGGCCGCUUUACACCCUACAUUCUGUUCCAGAAUUGCUGAUCUUCACAAGUCAAAGCCUCACAGACAUUCGAUAGCAGAAGCUGUUAAAACGUUAGAAAAACUGGAAGGGAUGAGCGAUGCACACGAGAAGGUGACUACAACUCAUGACUCUGCAGAUAAACAGACAUACAGACAAGACUCGAGUCCUCUCUCAUGUAGCGCGUGUACACCAGGAACACCAAAAAAUUCUUCAAUAACAAAAGAUUUUCAAAAACCAGCCAAAAGGAGAUCAAGAAACCCAUCACCUGUGGGUGUGUCUACCAGAACAACAGCAAAAAUAUUUAGAUCAUCACCUGAUGUGUGCAACAAAGCUGCCUACAGACACAGAGUCAUAAAAACUCGAGCCUCAGCACGUAAACUAUUUAAGAUUGCUCCAGAUCACUCGGCAGCUAAUAUCUACCAGAAACAGGCAGAAGUAUUCAAGGCAGUGGAGGCUGGGGACUUGGAGAACGUGGAGGAGCUUCUACACGACACAGGACCAGCUGUCAUUACAGCGCAGACUGGAUGUACUCUGCUGCACGCUGCAGUAGCUAACAACCAACCACAUGUGGUGCUGUUUCUCCUAAAGUUGAUUAGUCCCAAUAUAGUUAAUAAAGAGGGCCAGACUCCAGCUCACGUGGCCGCCAUGAAGGGACACACUCAAGUGUUGAGGAUUUUGUUGUCUGACAAGGAAUUGAAACACGACAAACAAGACAACUGCUACAUGACUUACAAGGAGUUGCUUGCUGCACCAUUAUUUGAGGCAGUGUUGCAUUGGGAUGCAAAUAAGAUAGACGAACUGAUAAAGCUUGGUGCUGACCCAGACUACCACGUUGGUCGGCUUGUGGAUGGGGUGUUGGCACGGGAGCUACGUGUCACCACAGCUCGUCAGCUGGCCCACGCCUUACAACGUGAUGCCAUCGUCCCCAUGUUUCCCCAGAGAAAUACAGUAGAUAUGAAGAACAAUAAUUGCUGCAAAAGAAGUUAUGAACUACUCAUCGGUGACUCGCCACAACUUGCCAACACCAAGAAACGAGUAAGGGUUUCACCACAAGUGUCGAUACCAGACGUGUACAAAAUGGACACAGAUCCCAGGGGAUAUGUUUGUGUACUCAAUUAUAGCUCCUUCAAGGACCGACCUGACCUGGCCCUUGAGGGCUCCCACUCUGAUGUCACCAACCUGACAAAUGUCUUCAGCAAAAUGGGGUACACUGGUCACGCAUACACCUCUUUGUCAGCAGAGAAGACCAAGCAAGUGCUGACCAAAGUGAGGGACAUGGAGGUGUUGGACCACGUUGGCUGUGCUGUUUUCAUUAUUUCCAGUCAUGGCAUUGGUAACGAAAAGUUCUUAACUGGUGACAUGAAGCUUUUGACAACCGAAUGGGUAUGUGACCUCUUUAAAGAUUCAGAAUGUACCCGGUUGAAAAACAAACCUAAGCUGUUUAUCUUCGACUUUUGUUGUGGUUUCUACCAGAACAAAUCUCAUCAAGUAAGCAUAGGCAAGUGUAGGAGGGUGGAAGAACCUCUGCAGGAUACGAUGUGCCUUUACUCUAACGGUGGAGACAUCAUGUCUUAUUCCAUCAACAAGGAGGGGACUCCAUUCAUCACAGCCUUGUGUCGCACCCUGGCUCAUCACGCUCACCACAUGGAGUUUGGUGAUUUGUACAGGGAGUUACUUAAUGAGCACACCAAGACUUUCUCCCCUUCUACACCACAUCUCCGCAACUUUAGCUUCAAGAAGAAGUUCUACUUUAGCUCUGUGUUUCAUUCUGAUGGAGAACAGCCACAUUAAGGAGCUUUUGUUACUUGUUUAGAAUUUCUUCAAGAAGUCCAUCAAAACAUUUCCAGCAGCUGCAUAAUAAACAACACUAACUCUAUCACGAAGAUCUGUUUCACUCGCAGAAAAAAAAACGCAGUACAUCGACUGAUAAAAGUAUGUCGUUUGCAGUUAUUGUUAUGACUUACCACCAAAAACAGUACAGUAUUACGCUAAUGUUACAGUAUAUCGUUUACUUAUGUGUCAUAGAGCUUUUUAUUACAUGCAUGUCAUGUUCUGUUAUAAUAGCGGAAUCAUUAUCUUGUCCAGGCCUGAUAUUUGAAUGGGAAAUAUUAAAUUACAUGAAGUCUCACAUGUUAUGAAUUUUAGUAUGUUUUUAAGGAUUUAUCCUCGCCUGGCCACCUAUUUUUACUGUUGUAAAUAUUAUUAAUAUAAUAUAAUCUAGUCACUAAUGAUCCUUAUUUAUAUAUAUAUAGUUAUAUAAAAGAUAAAAUGUAACUUUAC